AUGUUUCCGCCGUUAUCGCACCGCAGCACCAGGGCUGCGAACCAAUGCGUCUACGGCUUCCGGAUCGGGCAAGUGCCAAAUCUCCGGUCCAUAGUGUCCAUAUUGCCAGCUCCAUCUCAUAUACUUGACUUCGUGUCCAGAAAUGCAAUGAGUAGUAUUGGUGAAAAAGAUGUAUCGGUUUCGGUCGAGACUUUGGAUGGGGUACUACCAAAAAAUUUCACCAUAGACGAAUCGGGACUUCUUGUAUUUGAUCCAGACAGCCCUCAAAAGCCAGCGAAUUGGUCUUGUCGCAAGAAAUUUGCCCACACUGCGCUAUUUGGCAUGGUGACGUUUGGAGCGCAAAUGAACUCCACCACCACUUCGGCUGAAAAAUUUACUGAAUUGUUGAACCAAGAAUUUGGAAUUUCCAGAGAAGUCGCUUUACUCACCAGCACUCUCUAUAUCUUGGGAAUUGCCUUUGGUCCAAUGGUAUUUGCGCCGUUAUCUGAAGUCUACGGAAGAAAAUUCGGCGUUUUGGUCCCCACGCUCAUUUCCAGUGCAUUCACCUUUGGGGUCGCGACCAGCUAUAAUGUCCCCAGUUUGAUGAUUUUCAGAUUUCUUUCGGGAUUUUGUGCUGGAGCACCCAUAGUUAGCGCCGGGGGAGUUUUGGCGGAUUUGUAUCCAGACACCACUGUUCGAGGUCAAUAUUUUGCAUUUUAUGGUCAAUUGGUCAAUGGUGGUUCCAGUAUGGGUCCCAUAGUUGCAUCACUUAUGAUGUACAGCAAUGACAGUUUGGGAGCCUGGAGAAUCCCGCAAUACUUUUCGGGACUUUUGAGUCUUGUGCUAUACUUUUUCUGUGAAUUUGUCUUGGACGAAACCUAUACUCCAGUCUUAACCAAAAAAGAAGCCAAGAAAAUUAGAAUCAGUUCCGGCGACUGGAAAGUGCAUUGCCAGCUCGAUAUGUGGCAGUUGGACCUAAAGGACGUGGCCACGAAGCAUUUGGUUAGACCAUUCGCCAUGUUAAUCACACCAAUUGUGUUCGUGAUCGUCUUAUUUGCCAGCUACGUUUAUGGCGUUUUCUACAUUGUUAUCACCACCAUGCCAGCAGCCUUCACCAUGACCCGAGGCUGGAAGGGCACAAUUGCUUCACUCCCAAAUAUAGCGCUUUUCAUUGGAGUAUGCUUUGGAAACAUAUCUUCGGUUCUUUUGGCUGGAAGGAAAAAUCAUGGAAAUGCUUCUGUGCCAGAAGACAGGUUUUUACCAUUGAUGUACUUUGGUUGGUUGAUGCCUGCUGGAAUAUUCCUCUUUUCCUGGACCUCGACCGCCAAUAUCCACUGGAUUAUUCCCUGUUUGGGUAUCGUAGCCAUUGGAUAUGGGUUCAUUAUCAUCUUCCAAGGCUGCCUAAACUACUUGGUGGAUACAUACACCAAAUACGCCGCUUCUGGAAUCGCUGCAAACACAUUUAUGAGAUCAGUUUUUGCGGCUUCUUUUCCUUUAUUUGCCAAACAGUUGUUUGAAAACUUGGGUGUCCAUUGGGGAGGAUCGUUGAUCGGGUUUAUUGCAUUGGGAAUGAUUCCCAUUCCAUUUUACUUUUACAAGUAUGGGGCAGCUAUUCGCGCCAAAAAUCCAUAUCAGGGAAUAUAG
Messenger RNA from Meyerozyma guilliermondii ATCC 6260, 1623 nucleotides. Its product is annotated as MFS transporter. Bases 1 to 1623 code for a protein of 540 amino acids. NCBI's taxonomy places the organism in Eukaryota, Fungi, Ascomycota, Pichiomycetes, Serinales, Debaryomycetaceae. The record is from RefSeq and is a predicted model, not a curated record. Gene Ontology annotation, biological process: transmembrane transport. The transcript has a single exon. Gene Ontology annotation, molecular function: transmembrane transporter activity.